CUUGUGAUUGUCACAGGAAAACUUGUCUCCCUUCUUGUAUAUGGGGAUGAUCAGUGACUUACACCAACCCGAUGGGACUUCCUCUGAUUCCGAGACGCUGCCUAGUACCUCAGUUAAUGCAGACAGUAAACCGUCGUCACCACAUUUAAGCACCUCUGAAGUCAUUCCAUCAGGUCCAGCUGCUUUGCUUUGUUUCACACUAGGGACAGUUUUUGUAACCUCAGUUAGAGACGGAGUUUAUAUUCCAUUGAGGAAGGUGUUGAAUGUUCGGCAGGUUAAGCGUAGCUGUAGGCUAGUUAAACUGCUCCUCAUAGUGUUUUUCUUCAGCGUUCCAGUCGUCUAUCCUGGGAGCUAAUUAUGGUGCCAUUUUUCU
This is a messenger RNA of Trichobilharzia regenti, 373 nucleotides long. Lineage: Eukaryota; Metazoa; Platyhelminthes; Trematoda; Strigeidida; Schistosomatidae. The record is from the annotation of a GenBank genome assembly.